AACAACAUGGCGGCAAGCGAGGAGGCGAGUGACAUUUGUGUCAUCGUCAAAUGGAGUGGCAAAGAGUAUCCGAUCGAGCAUUUAUCACCGUCCGAAACUGUGAGGUACCUCAAAGACCUGAUAAAAGAAAAAACUGGGGUUUUACCUGAAAGACAGAAGCUUUUGGGUUUGAAAUUCAAAGGUAUAUUAAAAAAGUAAUUUGGACAGUUUAAAAUGCUAGUCCGCGAGAUAUUUUUUAUUGUAAUGAAGUUAAAUUUGUUUUGUAGACGAAGAGUUUGUUUAUGAACAGUUUUUAUACUUGUUACUCAAAAAUUUAUAGCAUCUGCUAAACAACAAGAAAAGCUUUCAUGAGACUUUGGCAGGCACAUAAAUUUCAGUUGUUGGUUUUCAGGUGAUGUGACUGGGCCAUAUGCGUGUUUGAAAAAAACAAAAUACAUAAAUAAAAAUAAAUAAAUAAAAAUAAAACAAACAAACAAACAAAAAUUUGCCCAAAAUUGGGUACAAAACCAUUUUUUUUAUGCCCAGUCUGCAAAAACAGUGCAUUACAUUGACCAAGCGUGGGGUCAGAAUGCCUGCAUAUCGGCUAAGUUCUUUUUAGCAUUCUUUUCGACCAAGACUAAGGCAAGGUCAAUAAGGUGUGAAAAAGGAACAAUGCCAAUAUCCAGUCAUCUUGACCAAACAGGCUAGGCCAAUAAAUGGUUUAUUAUCUGGUUAUAUAGAUGACUUUUUCUUAUGGGACCGAUGCGGGAAAUCGCGAACAGACAUAGGUAGCCAAUCACAGUACUAGAAUUGAUUCAUCUUGCCUGAUCUUGAAUUCUGCCGUGACUAUGUAAUGGCAGUGGAUCAACUUGGCUGUUUUGUCAUAAGGGUGAAAACCAAGAAUUUGUUGUUUUCCAGUGAGACCUACAUUGAAAAAAAAGGAAAAACAUACAAGCUAAAAAGGAUAGGUCUAUAAUUUUAUACGUUCACGCAGAUGAUGCCAUGCACUGUAGCAGAUACCACAUUCCGCUUGCGGCUUUGCUGCUCACCCUGACCGGCACCCUGACCCUGUGACCCCUCCCCUAGAUCUGCCUCUACCUGUUUGAGUUUGUGUGUUUGGUUGCUGUUUCUCUCCUGAUCAGGCAAAAGUCCCUAUGAUGAUGUUCGCCUAAGUGCCUUAAAUUUGAAGCCCAAUACAAAGAUUAUGAUGAUGGGAACAAGAGAAGAGAACUUGGUAAGAAGUAUAUAGCUGUGUACAAUGUAACAAAUUAAUUCUUGGUCUAAAGACAAUGUUUCCUUAAAGUGAAGUUAGAAAAUGGAACGACAGCAUUCUUGUCUGAAGUCUUUACAUGCACAAAAAACCCCUACAGCAGUACGAUGAAAGCAGGCCCUCAUGGUAUGUUGUAACAGUUAUAAGCCAAGUGUACAUGUAGAGCCAUGGAAGAUCUCAGUUCCAACUUUAAAUCAUUGUACUUAUAGACUACAAUAAUUAUAUUUCUCCUAAACACAUCAGGCCCCAAAUGUUCAAAUGCUGGGUAGCACUAUGCACCCGGAUAAAUCACUAACCAGUGGAUGGGUAUUAAGGAAACCAAUUGCAUUAUUCACUGGAUAACGAUUUAUCCGCUGGAUAGCGUUACCCACCUUUUGAUCAUCUAAGGCCAGGUAGCUAUCUUCAAGCUAGUAUAGUAAGUGGCUUAUGGUGAAAUCUCCAUUUUCAGGCAGAAGUAAUUUCUCCAUCUGAGGAACUUAAAAACAGUGAAGUCAUAAAUGACUUUGACAUUGAAGAAGAGGAGAUUCAAAUAGAAAAUAGGUACAUGGACAAUUAACUACUGAUACCUGAAAUGAUGGUCAAUCUCUAUGCAUUUAAACCCCAAAAGAUAUACCUCUUUUACAAAUAGGCCCAUUUAUUUAUGAUUUAAAAAAUGUAUGCAAAUGAACUUCCUCGUUUGAAAGUAAUUAAGAAUUCUUUUAUUGCAUAAUUAUGCUAUAACGAGAUCAGAAAGGCUAAUUAUUAUCAUAUGCAUAAAAGAAUAUAUUAACAGGCUGCCAUUAUGAAAGAGGUCUAUACCACUGCUUGUGUAAAAUUAUGUUGAUCAGCAAAUAAUUAUCGACACUGUUCUUCGUACUUUUUUAUGGUCCCAAUGAAGCCUCCUCGGCGUUGUGGAAUGGCCUCUCCUUCUGAAUUUUCUGCAUCCACCACGCACACUAGUAAAUAUUAUUGAUAGUAGUCAAGAGUCCCAUUUGUUACGUACUAUGUGUAUGGGCUACUAUGUGUUAUGUGAAUCAUCAAUUUCGUACUCGUUUGUUUACAGAGAUGAAAAUCUGGCAAAGAUCAACAAAAGAAUAUCAGACUAUAAAGUGGCAGUUCGCAAUCCCCCAAGAGUUGGGAAAAAACUUCUUGUUCUUGAUGUGGACUAUACAAUUUUUGGUAUGAAACUGCAUGACGCAAGUUAUGUCUCAUUUAAAGUGAGGUGUAUAGAUUGACGUGUCAAGUAAUGAAAUCUCCCCACCUUAACCUUUAUGUGUGGUGUCCAUGAUACUGGCAAUGACCGGAAUUGAUGGAAAUUGAUUAUAAGGUGCACAACAGUCAAAAAAACACCGUGAUUUCCUGGGCUUCUAAGUUUGGGCAUGACCCUGGCUAAUUUUAAGGGAAACAAAAUGAAAAUAGAACGAAAUGCACCUGAAAAUCUUAAAUUUUAUAUAUAAUAGGUGACAGUGGAGUGGUAUUAAUUUAAUGUUUUCCACUAAAGAACAUCACUAUAACUUAAAAAUCAUUGUUCCCCAAAAAAGAAAAAAAAAGGAAAAAAAAAAAAACAACAACAACAACAAUAACGUACUUUAAUUCAUAUGAAUGCUUAAUUUAACUGGUUUAAAAUUUUCAUAUUAAAAGUGUUUUAAAAUCUCCUUGAUCUUAAAUGUGCAAUGUACGUAUUAAAAUGCAUUAAAGGUAACUCUUAUCAAUAUAUUCUAGAUCAUAGAUCAGUUGCUGAGACUGGAUUUGAGUUAAUGAGACCCUACCUUCAUGAUUUUCUCACCGCAUCUUAUGAGCAUUAUGACAUUGCUAUAUGGUGUAAGUAUAUUAAAAAAGAGGAAUUGCUAGCUCUACUCAAUUAAGCUUUAAUAGUGUGUGUCAAAAUUUAGUUUUGAGGAAAUAUGCAAUGAAAAUAAUAUUAUUUAUAAUCAACGUCCAUGAAUAAUUUUCUGGAACAUGUAGAUGUGUGUGUAGAUAGGUGUUUUUAUGAGUGUGCUCCUUCGCAGUCCAAUUUGUUUCAUUCUAUUAAAUGUAGAGCUGCAUUUUAAUUAAUAAUUAAUUAUUUUUUGUUAAUAUGUUAAUUAUUAAAGCAGAGCUGCAUAUUGUUUAUUAUUAUUUUAUUAUUUACUGUUAUUAGCUGCCACCAGUAUGAAAUGGAUUGAAGCUAAAAUGAAAGUAAGAAAAUUUCUUUCACACGUAAGUUUAAUAAAAUGUCCAUUACCUGUAGUUUAAAUGUGCAAUAUUUAAAUCAUAUUAGGGCUUUCACUAUAAAAAAGCUGGGGGCCAGGGAUCUCCCCUGGCUACUUUUAAACAUAGCCCCAGCUUUUUCAUAGGAAUUGGAGGGAAAAUAGAUAACCAAAAGUCAACUCUCUAGUUGUUCAAUUCCACACUUCUUAGUCUAGUGUCACUUCCAUCAGCCCUGUAUAAUAUAGUGAACUCAUGCAACAGGACAGCAGAUCAAGGAAGGAGAACACAUUAAUGUUAAGUAAAGUUUACGACAAAAAGGCAAGUAGUAGCCCUGUUAUGUUUGCACACACGGAUUGCCAUCCUCUUCUUUCUGCUGUUCUGUUGCAUAGGCUUGCUAAUGAUUUCAAGUUUGCCUAUUUUAAGCUUUUGUUGUUUUCCUGUAGGAGCUGGGUAUUUUAGACAAUCCAAAUUACAAGAUAUGCUUUCUACUAGACAGUGGAGCCAUGAUCACUGUCUUGUCAUCAAAGUAUGGUCUUAUUGAGGUAAUUUACAUCAGGGAAUUUGAAUGCAGUGCCUUUAAUUUCUAAAAUUUCUGUAUGACUUUCUUUCUUGUAUACUGAACAAUACGUAACUAAUUGUCAAAGUUCAUUAAUACAAAUAAAUGUUAUGAAUAGAACUGUAUUCGUGGCAAUAAUGACUUUGUUGUUAUAUGUUUCUUUGAUUAUACAUUGUAAUUUUGUGUUAAUUGCCUCAGCUAGUCAUCAAAAUUAUUAGGUUAUUCAUCGAAAUCAUCAGUCAUCUACUGAUGACUGUGGUUCAGGCCACCAUUCAGAAGCAUCAUUAAACUGACUGUUGUGAUCACUGACAAGCAAAACAAUAAUAAUUGCAACAUGGUGGAGUGGUCAGUAUAUCAUUACAGACCUGUCAACCUAAAAACGUAAAAAACCUGGAGGAGAUGGCUCAAAAACUUGGAGAUUACUUAAAUUAAGAAACGAAGAGAUUUGUCAUAAUCACAGAAAUGAAUAUUUCUUGCAUCCUUGGCCUAAAAAAAAAAUAAUACUAGAGGGAAAUGUUCUUAGUGUCUACAAACAUUUUUCCUUGAAGGAUGCAGACUUUACCAAUGCCAACCUUGUCAGGUGAUCAUCCAUGACCAUAAUUAUAUGGUAUAAACCGAAUACAUAAUUCGUGGUGGUUUUGUCCUUUUAUUUGCCAUUUUUACAGUCCUGAGUAUGUAUUUUAGAAUUCACAUAACAAAGAAGAUAAUUUUCUGAAUGUCAGCACAUUUUGGUAUUUUUAAAACUAAUUUUAUCAUCAUUAUAUUAUUUAUUUAUUUUAAAUUCAAAUAAGGAUCAUAUCAGUUUGCUGUGAGAUCUUAGCAACUCACCAUGAGACUGGGGGAAUUGGCCAGUCUGUCACCAGUUAGAUUUAAUUUUACUAAGUGGUUAAGAGAGUGACCUAUUAAUUGGCCAUAAUAAUCUUAUCAUAAGUCAACUUUAAUUUCUUGCAGACCAAACCACUUGGUGUUAUUUGGGGAAAAUUUGAGGAAUAUAACAGUAAAAACACAAUCAUGUUUGAUGAUCUCAGAAGAAACUUUCUUAUGAAUCCUCAAAAUGGUUUGAAGGUACACAUCUGUAAUUUUGUGUCCACUUGAACACUCUGAUGACUUGUAGAAUUAAUCAGCACAGAAUUAAAACCCGAAUUAAUUUGCUACAUGUAUGUAGGGCCAUAGGAAAUCAUGUCUGAGGAACAUUUAACAACUGCAGAAAUUCCAUGCUGAUGGUGUGUUAUCACCCAAAUGUGGGAAGUGACAAAUCAUCAGUUAUAGGAUUGCUCUGCUCCUUUCUCAUAGAUUAUUUUGCAGAGAUCAUUUCUUUUUGUAGAUCAGACCUUUUCGAGAAGCCCAUAAAAACAGGCACAAAGACAAGGAGUUGUUGAAACUUGCCCAGUACCUGGAGAACAUUGCACAACUCAAUGAUUUCAGCAAUCUAAAUCACAAGUAUUGGGAAAGGUUUGUACUUGGUAGUAACUAUUUUAAAUUUUGUAAUACCACAUAUUCUAGAACUGACAAUCAGAAAAAAAAAAUACAUACACGUAAUUUUAAUGCCAUUUUUAAUAAUUCAUUGGCGUUUAAUGUUUAUACUAGAAAUACGUUAUCGAAAGCUAAAAAGGGUUAGCGGUGAGAGAAACAAGCCAAAGAAAAAUACGAUGAAAGAAAAAAAAAACUGGAAUUAGCCCCGCCGGAUUUUGAACCUGCACCCCAACUUCCUCCAGCACAAAAAGUGAGGCCUCAUAUCACUGGGCCAUGUGACCACAGCAUCAUUGUGUCGUUUAAAAUUAAUAGUCUUGAAGUAUUUUUCUCAGUCAUUCACACCCUUUGAAUCUUGUGGACCUGUAUAUGUAUCAUGAAUUCAAAGAUACGUGUGAGGAAAAGUAGCUUAAAAGAGUAUUUCAAAACAAUUUAGCAUUAUUUUCGUGUUUAUCCACUCUCGGGAUUUAUACAUAUAGGCCGCUCGAUGAACUUACUAGUCUUCUUCUUUGCUGCUCUCGCUGAAGUUCAGGUCACCAUUCUUUCGGUGUUAAUCUUCCACGGCAAGGAUUUCCAGCCACUUGUCCAAUCAGGAACUGUUGUGUUUGCAGCCCACUGUUAUUUGCCUCAGAAAUACUUUUUGCGAUUUGUCAGGUGAUUUGCCAAUGUGCAGUAAGCAAAGGGUGAAUAAAAUAAGCCCUAGUUGGUGGCCAUGUUGCCUGGAAACCCAAAAUGCAUGAUGAUGUCAUGCUGAAUGGUGUCUUUAGGAUUUGUUUAUGAUCUAUUUGCUAGGCAACUGCAUAUACCAAACCGUUGGAAAGAUUUAUGACCACAGCAAAAUCACACUCUGCUUGCGAUCCUCACGUGAACCGCUCGACAAAAUUAUAAACUCGCUUCUCUCGCGGCCGAAAAAAAAUGCCAUGAAUCUACGGCAAAACAGUCAAUAUCUGUGGAAAAUAUUGCUUAUGUAGACAUUGACUUACUUCACCAGUGUGGCAUUUCUGUUGUUGACUUGUAGACGUCACUCCUACGAAACUUCCCAAGCAGUGAGGAGUGAGGAGAGGUUGCUGUAUAAUUAGGCUACAGUGUAUACAUUGUGGAAUCCUGAUGCUUCCAUUGCAUUGGAAUCCAGUGAAAUUGUGUUUACAGUCAAUUUAACGUGCCUAUUACACGGAUACUUCUGUUAGUUUACAUGAUUAGAAGGAGAGUUAGAUAGUAACAGUCAAAAUAACAGUCAUUGAUAAAAUAGUUAAAUUUCCAUUUUCUCUCAUUUCUUUCAGCUACAAACCAUAAACACAUGGACCGUUGCAAAAAUUGCAAGAAAUGGUUGAUUUCCCUACAACAUGAAAACACAGGUCAUGCAUUCACUUUCCAGCAUUAGUAGUACAAAGUACAUAUUUGCAGAAUCACAUCAGUUGAAUGUACAGACUGAUUAGUCUGAGUUUUCUUAGCCAAGCCACUGUCUUCACCAUAUCCCUUGUUGCCUGAAUGAGAUAGCUUCCUCAAUGCCUCAUAUUUCUUGAAUUUAUUAUUAUGAUUAUUAUCCACUUUUAAUGAGGCUCCAAGAAAAUAAUAAUUGACAAAUUUUUUUAUAAGUGCAGUGAAUUAGUUUGUAUAUAGGAGCAUGUACAUUAUUAUUUAUGUUGGAGCAAUUUGAAUGUGUAGCUUUAUCAUUUUGUUACACAAUAAAACAUUUUCAGUAAAACUGAGGCAUUAUGAAGCAUUGUUUGUGACGUGUUUUCAAUAACAGCUUAUCACCUGGUAUAUUUUAACUAGAACUUCCUGUAUCGAUGGCAAUUGCAACAUUUGCCAAGACAUUGUCAAAAUGUCUACCUUAAUUUUUGUGACCCAUAUUUCAUGAUAAAAACCCUAGCUUUCUAUCCAGGCAACACUGACUGUUUCAACCCCUUUUGUUUGUUCCCACACCUCUUUUUUGAUUAUCGAAAACUCAGGAAGAAUCACAGGAGAAGCAGCGUGGGUUUUUCAUUUGUUCCUGACCCAUGAAUGUUUACUGAAAUGAGUGGUUAAAAACAUAGAACAAUCACCAUGCACGUCCAGAUCUUGUAAGUGUUGUUUGCAAUAUGAUUAGCAUGAAACUCCUGAAAAGUCAGAAGAGGUCUCAUAAACAUUAAGAUGGAAUCCACUAGGAAAUUGAGUAAUUUUAAUUUUCAGUGGACAAAAACCUUUUACCAGAAUAAAUUAAAGAAUAUUGCAUUCUUUUUCACAUUUUUCAAGGACUAAACAUGUAAUUAGUUGUUCUUAAUAACACCAAAGAAAAGUUGUUAUGGGAGCCGAAGAAAAUGAAUGUCAAAUUUCACAAAACUACACCUUACACAUAAAAUUUUCAGAAUUUUACCUGUGUUUUCACAAUUCUUGUGAAAUUUGACAUUCAUUUUCUUGGACUUCCAUGAGAAAUUUCCUUUGGUGUUAUUACAGACAACUAAUUACAUCUUUAGUCGUUGAAAAAUGUAAAAUGUAACAAAGAAUGCAAUAUUCUUUAAAUAUUAUUCUGGUACAGGGUUUUGGUCCACUGAAAAUUAAAAUUACUCAAUUUCCUGAUGGAUUCCGUUUGCAUGGGAGGCUAGAAGUAGCAUACCAAGGAUAAAGGGUACCAGCAAGGUGAAGUGACCGGCUACAUGAACAGGCAACAUGGAACUCUCUCAGCUACAUAACACAGCUUCAAAAUGGAAGGGGAAAGGGCAGAAUAGGCCAUUUGCAUCCUCUGAGUACUCCUUUCCUCUUGUACUCUGAAGCACUUGUCAUAUGCUUCCUUAGAAAUUACCAGGUUACCUGUUUGCAAAGAAAAUUGUCUGUCAAUCCAAGACAGUAUCUACCCCUACACUUGGCUCAUUCCUAGAUAUCUCGUACUGUUCUUGUUUUUUUUUUUUGAUGAUGAUGUAUGAGAAAAAUCAUUGAGGUUGCUGCAUGCAUUGGUCAUGUUGGAGAUGUGCAAACACUGGCAUAUUGUUCUUAACCAGUCUUAUAUUCUCGAUUUCCCGUCAAAAAAGUCAGUGGAAAACACUUUACUUUAACCUCAACUGCCACUUUUCUCAUGAUCUCAUGUUCUCUUGAAUCUAGCUGAUUGUUGUUUCUCCAAUGGUGCUUUUAUAGAUUGCUGGCAGUCCCUAGUCUCCACGAUUUGUUGCACGGCGAGUAUGUCAUGCAAGCAAGUAAAGCAAAUCUGUCUCCUCCCUCAUGUGUUUGCCACACUCACUUGCACGGCCUGCCAGCAUAACAGUGAAUCCUGAGAGAAUGCUAGCUGUUUCAUGGUUACUUCUUCCAUUCCUGACUCUUGUUUUGUUGUUGCCCCCAGACAAAACAAUUUGAGAAGCAGCGCAUAUUGUUUUAUUCUGUGCAAGAGCAGGGAAAUUACUAGUCUCCAGUCUUACGCGUUAGUAUUAAAGGAAGCAAAAUGAUUCAAUAUAUACAGUAAGUAUGAAGGACGUUUUCGCAAUAAUUACCCAACUGUAUUGCUUCAUUUCCCCAUUAAAACUCCAAUACACUCUACUUGAAUGCGUCCUUUUUUGAAUAAUUGCAAGCUUUUUACCCCCAGGCAACCGAUUGCAGUCGAUCAAAUAUCUUUAACAAAAUAUAAAUCAAGAUUGGGUGUUCUUUUCACCGGACGUUUCUCCAAGCUCAAGUGACCUUCCCGUAAAACCAGUUUUGUAUCCUUGGUUUCUCUCAAACAUAGUCGUUGGAAUCCCUUCCUUGUAUUUUAAACUCCGUACUUUUGUUGGAUCCUCUAGCGCAUCAAGUUGUCUCAAUGUUCGUUCUUGAAGAGUGCUGGGUUUUUCUUUAUUCCACUUGUCAUUUUUCCGGACUCGAGAUUCGAUGAAAUAGCCGACACUCCCCACUACCACUGCAACCGGUAAAACGAUAUAGGGAGCAUAAGCUCGAGCUGCUCCCAUUAUUAAAGGCCAAACCAUCGUUCCAACAGAGGAGAAAUUGUACAGCUUUGCUUUGAGCUUUGCUUUGCAGGAUUGUAGACCGCGAAAAGUUAACGAAGAGAGACUGGGAAUGACUCAUCUCUAGUCUUUCUCGGUUCUUGAGCGGCCUUGUAAAAACUGACAGAACCAAAAUGGCGAGAGCGUUUCAAUAUUUUAUGCCAUUCUAGCCAACUCUAGACUUAACCAUGCUGAGAACGAGAAUUUUCAGUCCCAUGAAUCUUUUGAUUCUCUCAAUAACCCUUACUUUUUUUGGAUUGUUAUGGAUGGCAAGUCAGUGUAGCAACGGUAAGUUGAAACCUAAUUGCUCUUGGUAUUUAACUCACUGGGAUGUCUGACGUCUUUCGCGAAUGACGUGUCAAGCCCAUUUCAUUUCGGUAGGAAAAACUCUUGUAUAAGAAUGAAGCUAAAUAUUCAUGGGUGGCACAGGAAUCUUUGUGUAGGAAUCAUUUCAAGUAGAUUGAGAAAAAUCUUACCCAAGGGUUUUUACAUACGUAUCAUUGAAUUUCAGGUAUUUAAGGAUAAUAUUUCUCUCGUUAUAUUUGCAUAUGGCUAUAUUAACGGGAGAUAACAGCAGUAAUCUUAAAUAAGUGUCUUCUACUAUUCUUGUGUAAUUAAUAUUUUGAUUAUUGAGUGAGUGAGUGAAGGUUUCAGCACCCAGUAAAUAGCCAGACAUAAGUCCUGGGUCUGUGCCCCACGGUUUUACCAGUCUUUUGUCUCAAUCUAAAGAUAACCUCCCUGGUAUAUCCCAGGAUUAACCCCUGGGAAAGCCAAUGAAACAGCAUAUUAUAUUGAGGGUUUAUUCUAAGUAGAGCCCUUAAAACUGAUCCAGCCAGACUACUUAACUACAUUGUACUGUAUCCGCAUACUGUACUACUGUGUCCACAAGCUCCCAUAACCACUUGCUGGUAAUGAUCCCGUACUCCCUAUGAACAGUGUGUGGGUACUUUAAUGUCCCACAGAAUUUUCCUUGAUUACAAUGGUGUAGGGCUUAUAGUUUAUGAGACAACACAAUAUCUGAGAAGGCCAAGAAGUCUGACCAUUUAAAGUUAUUUCAAUUGUCUGAGUAAUGGUCCAGCCAGGGUUUGACUCCUUGCUCGGCAGACUUGUCCAAUUAGUUGACAGUGGCUGGGGCUUACAUAAGUUACAUGUAUGCAGAUGCAUCAUAAUACAAGGCUGUGCUCUAAGAAAACAAAUGAAGGGAGCUCAGUGCUUAUAUGUGACCCUAUUUGGGAAAAGCGGGCUUAACGAAAAUUGCGUUGAGCCGUUUUUUAUCGCAACGCAUUUGGAAACGUUGGAAUGCAUUGGCGAACAUUCUUCAUGCAUUUGAAAGCGUUGGCAAUGUUCUCCAACGGAACUAAGAAACGUUCAGUAUCGUUUCAAAAUCAUUUCAAAACAUUUGGAAAACGUUUUCGAACGUUGAAAAUGCAUUAAAUGGAACAUCAUUAAUUCGUUGCAACAGGAAACAUUCACCAAACAUUCUAACAUUGUCAACAACUGAGUUACAAAAGCUCCGAACUAUCAGGCAUCUCCUCGCUCCAUCAUUCGACAAUUUAAAGCCACGGUCAUAAAUAAAGUGAUAAAACGUUUAAAACUUCACAGCGUGAGAAAUGUUCGAUCCGAGGAAUCAAUAAUUUGUUCCAUUUUCAGUUUUUAAGGCUGUGUUAUGAAAGAGGGCAAAAAAGAGGGGAAUUACAUUUGAAAGAACGCGCACGUUGUCGAAAGUAUUAUAGGUCUGAAUUUAUUUUAUGCUGUUCUUUCAGUGUUAUGGCGGUGUGCAUGCUUGUGACUACCUUGUUUGAUAGCUCCCUGUAAAAUUAACAGAUAUCAGAUGCUUGAUAUGGGUCGCUGAUUUUAAGACUAAAAUAUACCAAAUUUCUACCAGGAGAGUUGUACUAUUUACCGACUUUUCCUUCUUCCUGUGUUUCCCGUUUUUUUGCUUGGGGAUUCAACAAAUUCAACCAGUUCAGUCACGGAACGCCCUGGCAAACGCUGGACACUGUAUCCUUUAAAAGCGAAAACCUGAAAACGUGACAUUCUUCACAAAAAAUUCAUGGUUUUUAUCUGUACCAGUCAGCUGUUAUGAAGAUGUCAAAAUUUAUGAUCACGAAUAUUUUCUGAUCAAAGCUUGUUGCGUGACACUACCGUCAUCACGGCUCAAGGGUUCGGAAAGGUCAACGCGGUAAUGUUUUCUGUAUUACUGUUUUGAUUUUUAUGGUUUUUUUUUUCACUGAUUCUUCAAUGGACUGCAAUGCUCGCAUGACUCGCUGGCUCUCAUUUUAUACACGUACAGCACACUUUUUGGCAGAUUUCUUUGCCAUCAUCGCUCGAUUAACGUUGUCAAGCAAGUGCGCAAUGUGGUCGUCACUUUUAAUCUCUAAAAUCUUCUGCUUGCGAUCGUCCCGACUUCAAUUUCAUCGGAAUUACUGAAGUACUAUUUUUCUUACCUUUGGUCUCGCUCUCUCCCAAUUUUUUCGUCUUGUAUCUUUUCCCCGAGGGAUUUUGGAGCCGGAACGGAUUAAUUUUGAAAGGGAUGUGAGAAUUAACCGACUGCAAGCAGUCUAGCAUGCCGCUGACAAAGGUAGAAAAGGGCAAAUAAUUGGCAACCCCAAAAUUCUGUCAGCCAGCUACGUACAAAAAGAAAUGUACGACCUCAACAGUCAGCCUUACAGUUUUAAGAAACUUCUCUCCUUUAUUUCCAGAUUUGAAAGUCCAAGAAAGUAAUUUCAUGCUUUUCUCAAUUACCUCUUGACAUGUUACAACCUGAAACAACAUCAAGCACACGCAAUGUCACAAAGAUCAAAGUUCUAUGCAAAUUGAUUUGAACCGAUCGAGAACAAAAAGUAAAAGCCUUUGUUUUCCAUUGCGAAUUCAUGUCGUUAUUCCCGUUGAUAUUACUGUGAUAUGGAGGUAUCAUUACUGUUCCUGAAAAAAAGUUGUAUUUUCAAAGAACGUUCUCAAGCGUAUUGAUGUCUAAUCAUCAGUGGCUUCAAUUUAAAAUGAUAAUUUUUCGCAUCCUGGGUUGAACUUCAGGAACUAAUUUUAUUGAUUAAAAAAAACGUUUGGAAGCAUUGCCAAUGCAUUGAACAACGUUGGAAAAACAUUCUAAAACGUUGGAAAAACAUUUUAAAACGUUGAAAUCAAUUGCCUGCGUUUGAAGGAAAACGUUGUAAAUGCGUUGAGAAUCAUUGGAAUCCGUUUCAAUGCAUUGUAACGCAUUCAAAAUGCGUUGAAAUGCUUUUCAACGCAAAUUUCAUUAAGCCCGGUUUUCCCAAAUAGGGUCACAUAUGAACCUUUGAAGUCCAGGGUGCCCAGCAUUUGAUUUGUAGUGCUCGAACUUAACAGUUGUCUGCUCGUCCAAAACGAGUAAAAAAAUUCUGAAAACGAGUAGUUUUCUUUCCCACUAGUCCUCUGGAUAAGUAAAGUUAUCACUCUCUGAGGAAUACAUGAUAUUUUUAUUUUAUUUGUAUCGUACCAAAAAGUGCUAAAAGUCUUGAAAAGAAGAAUUGCCAAAGUCAAACGUUUCAAAAAUGAACAGGCAAAAAGCGCUAGGCACUCUCUUGCCGAAUAGUAGUCUGGGUUCUAUUUAAAACAAAAUGCACCGUAGGAUAAAAGAUGGCGGCUUUUUCUUUCGAGGGUCUGUAUCCAGCCUAGUCCCCAGGCAUUCUCGGCUCGGUCAUUCCUGGUCUCUACCGAGUUUCCAUGAGUAGUAUACUGUAGAACAUGCAAAAUGUGAGCAAAAAUGUCAUGUAUUGCCAAACAUUGUGAAUUAUAUGACUGGGUGUGAUUUGUCUUGAGAUAAAAAUCAGUGCUCCAAGCUUAGCGUUGUUGUACCCCUCGGUAGCCUACAAUUACUAUAAAUGGCCUUGUAAAUGCCCAGGGCAUCUAUUUAAUUUUAGGCAUCCAAACGGAGGCAUUUAAUAGAUAGGAGGCUUUUAAAAGACAGAGGUGUUUAUGUUAUGGGUCAAAAUUAAAUUCAGGUUAACUUGAACCUGAACCUGAAACUGAAUUUAAUUUUGACUGGUAACAUUUUAUUCCCACAACUGUAACAAGGCAGCUCAAAGAAAAAAAAAACAAGAGAGUUUAAAAAUAGCGGAAUAUCCAUUCCAUCAAUUGAUACGUCUAGGCUGUAUAGAGAUCCAUGUCGCUCUUUCAAUUCUUAACUUCGAUGUCAGAAUCUGAUCCUUGCUUAUGGUUAUUGCAUUGCUGUUGCUGGUCUAUCCUUGCUUUGAACUUGACAUUAAACAAGAUCUACAAUGUGCAAACCCCUGCCAAUCAAGCAAUAAACUGAACAAAUUGAAUGUUUUGCACCUUUUUGCUAUUUCCUAUUAUUUAAGAGUAAUUCUCGUAGGAGGCAUCUAUUAGAUGGGGCGUUUAUUAGAGAGAGGGUUCUAAGGCCCUGUCUACAAGGAAGGAGGGUAACCCUGGUGCUAGGGUUACCCUAGCACUUAGACAUUUCCUCUUUUUUACACAAUGUGUUUAGAAAGCAGGUAGGGCUACCCCAGCACUAGGGUAACCCUACCUGAGUGCUUGGGUUUCCCUAGCAAGAGGGUUACCCCUCUGCUAGGGAUAACUCGCCUACCCGUGACAACUUUCCUCCUUCAUGCAUGACCAUUAAUCCUGACAAUUUUAAUGGAAUUAUCCAAUUUCUGAGCUCAAUUAUAAACAUCUGAACAAUAUAAGGUAUUUUCUUUAUACAAUGAUAAUAUUUUCCCUUUUUUUGUGAAUUUAACGUGUUUUCCAUGGAGAACUUCAAGUCUUAUUUCAAAUCUUGGGUGUUACAAGGAAUGUCACGCAUGACGGAACAUGUCAGUAAAGCUGGUUAAGUUGACCCGGGCGACAGGGUAACCCUACCUGUGAAAUUUGCAUUGUCAUCUGGAUUGCUGCCCAAGGAACUUAAGGUGGCGCUGCUAUCACCUAUUCUUAAGAAAUUAAAUGCAGACUUUGAGCAGUUUAGUAAUUUUCGCCCUGUAUCAAAUUUAAAGUUCCUGUCUAAAUUGAUAGAGAAAGCAGUGUUUGUGCAAUUGAAUAGCUAUCUUGGCGAAAAUGAUCUACACGAGCCUCUUCAAUCUGCGUACAAGAUUUUUCACAGCACCGAGACUGCACUUCUCACAGUUACAAAUGACAUUAUGCUGUCAUUGGAUAAGGGUGAGAAUGUUUUCCUCGUUUUAUUGGAUCUGUCGGCAGCAUUUGAUACCGUUAACCAUUCCUUGCUGCUGGCACGACUGCAGAAAUCAUUUGGUAUCAGAGGAACUGUACUGCAAUGGUUCGAUUCUUAUCUUUCUCAAAGAACUCAGUUUGUAAACAUCAAUGAGGCGAAUUCUACGGUACGAGAUCUUCCCGUGGGUGUUCCCCAAGGUUCAGUUCUUGGACCUGUUCUCUACCUUCUGUAUACUGCGCCACUUGCUAAAGUGAUAAGAUCUUAUGGCUUAGAUUAUCAUCUAUUCGCCGACGAUACUCAGUUAUACUUUGCAUUCAAAUCGGUGGAUGUGGUCGCUGCUAAAUCGAGGGUCGAGAACUGCGUUUCUGCAAUAUGUCGCUGGAUGGAUCUCAACGAAUUGAAGCUAAACCACGACAAGACGGAGGUCAUGCUUAUCCACUCAAAGCAUCGUCCCUCUCCAUCCUUUCAGUCCUUAUGUGUUGGUGACGAGAGCGUGGCUGCCUCUCAGUCGGCUAGGAGUCUUCGUGUUAUCUUUGAUGAGCACAUGUCUUUUCAUGCACAUGUGUCUAGCAUCUGUAGAUCAUCAUUUUAUCAUCUCAGGAACCUAUCUAGAAUUAGGAAGUAUUUCACUAAAGAAUCAGCAGAAGUUGCUGUUCAUGCAUUUGUCACAUCGAAACUAGAUUACUGUAAUCCAUUAUUAUACGGCCUACCUAAGUAUCAGUUACAAAGAUUGCAGUAUGUACAAAACACGGCGGCUAGAGUUGUGUUGCAAGUGAGUAAGUUUCAGCAUAUCACACCUGUUUUGUGUGCGCUUCACUGGCUACCGAUUCAAUAUCGUAUUAUUUUCAAGAUUCUGCUCGUCGUGUAUAAAUCACUGAAUGGGACAUCGCCUAGCUAUUUAGCUCAAAAACUACAUUAUCGUCCUCAUUCUAGAUCAUUGAGGUCUGUUAGUAAUGAACUUUUAAUGCAACCUAGAUCGUAUACCAAGACCUACGGAGAUAGAGCAUUCGCUGUUCAUGCACCAAGAGAAUGGAACUUAAUACCCUAUGAAAUUCGGAAGUCCAACACCAUCUCGAGUUUUAAAAGAUCACUUAAGACGUACUUGUUUACUAAAUUCUGUGAUAACGGAUCAUUGUUUUUAUAAAUUUGUAAAUAUUGCGUUAGUUUUAAUUUUUUCCCUUUUUUUUAUCAUUAUGAAUAUGGUUUAAUAGUUGUUUUAGUUUCAAUUUUUCCUUUUUUAUCCAUUGUAAAUAUAUUAGGAUAUGGUCGUAAAUUUGUAAAUAUUUUUCAAUAAUGUUGUUUACAUGAUUGUAAAGCGCCUUGAACAUAGGAUAAGAGCGCUAUAGAAAUAAAGUUAUUAUUAUUAUUAUUAUUAUAAACCCAGGCUACCUUUAACCCACUUGCUAGGGUAACCCUAGCAUGAGGGCAACCCUCUCUCCUUGUGAACAGGCCCUAAUACAAUUUUAACAGUGUAGAUAGGGCGUUUAUUGGAUAAGAGGGGUCUAUUUUUGAGUGGGCAUCUGUUAGGUCAAUAAUUUUACGGUAUAAGAUGGUCACCAGACAUAAAAUGAAAAUAUGGGUGGCCAUAAAAAGGAAAGUUUACAAUUACAUUAUAUGAUUGAAUAGAUUGAAAUAAGUAAAAAGACAAAAAUAAAAAUGGAAAACGCUACCUAAACCUAGUUUAAAUGUUUUGUUAAGUAAUUGUGUUCGUACAUUGCAUAGCCUGCGAGCAAGCUCUUUUUUUUGGGUGAGUGAAGCGAGUCGCGCGAGGACACGCGAGCGAACGGCGAAUACGGGAGAGGACUAGGAAAUCCUUUCUCUCGCUCUCCCGCAACCCCCGCUUUCGCGUCUCCUCUCGCGUGCCUCUCGUGCGUCUACUUUUCACGAUAUCCCCCAAAUGAAGAGCUUGCUCGCAGGCUAUACAUUGCAUGGUCACAAUACGUGCAAUCGAAGACUAUGAUUUGUAGCUUAGCUUUCUCUUGCGACUCACGCACAACCUUCUUUCGUAUCUCUUCCUUUCGUUGAGCCUGCGAAAACAUCCGUUUCUCCUCGCUCUUCGCCGCCGGGGACGUUUCGCGAGGAGGAACAUCUGCGACUCAGCGGCAGAAAUUCCAUACUGAUGACGCAAACCAAUGUUUACAUAAUAAAUCCAGUAGUUAUGGGGUUCCAAAUACAGAUUUGUCCAAUUUUACGUGUCUUCUGGUCGAUUUUGGUAAAGUGUUGAGUUCAUCUGCCAACGAGCUCCAGCAAAACUCAAAUGCUUCUCCAAGAGAAGACUAUAUUCCACAAAUAUUGACUGUUUUGUUACAGAUUCUUCGCGUUUACAUUUGACCUUUGUGGCCUUUUGUCUUUUGCCUGUCAUUCAUAAACAAUAGCUAAAACAAUGCAACUACUCCGUCGACCAAUCAGCGCUUCUCACCGGAUUCCGGACAGAUUUUACGUCAUCAGUAUGGAAUUUCUGUCGCUGAGUCGCAGACGUCCCUCCGCGCGAAAUGUCCCCAUCGUCGAAGAGCGAGGAGAAACGGAUGUUUUCGCAGGCUACCUUUCGUUAAGUUUUCCAUAAAACGAGCUAACACAUUAAGAGCAUUUUUCGUCUGAACGUGUGAUUUUAACUAGCGUCCUUUGUUUAAAGCUAAAAAUAUUUAACGCCUAUUAAACUAACGGAGUGUUUUUUUGGGGGAAAAUGCAAAUCCGGAUUUCCGAAUCCAAAAACCGAUGUUACCUUUGGAUCAUGAAUCCAUAAAAUUCACACUCAGGGUGGAUUCUUGGCAUCAACUCCAAAUCAGGAUUUUUGCGAUUCACAAUCUGAGUGGUUUUUGAGAAAAGAUUUGAAAAAAGUUUUUGUGACAAGCGGUUUUUGAACAAAAAUGGUACACAACAGAUCCCGUACAUGUAUGUAUGACAUUCUAACUGAACCCAUGUUGGUGGCGCCUUAACUUUGGGCCAUUAGUUACAUAUCAUUCCUUGUUUGUCAUAUAUUUACAUUCGUAGACUGUUUUUAAACCCUUACUUGUCAUUGUUUUUUGUAUGUAUGUAGUGUCUGCUUACGCCAGUUUAUUUUCCAAGUAAAUAAAGAAAAAAAAUUCAUGGCCUUCAGUUUUAAAUUCCUAUAACUUUACUAUUCUAAGGUGUUUCCUAUUCGAGAAACGUUUGUGUUUCGAACCGAAAUAUAUACAUUUCGUAUAUUCAUACGUAGUUUAUGUUGCUUUUCCAUCUUGUUUUUACUGGGAGGAUCAUGCAGUUUGUUGUUGUUUUUUUCCCUCUAUUUUUCUUAUCCGGAAGAGCUCUAAGUCAUUCCGUUGUCAUGGUAAAUGAUUCUUUUUCGAAUCUUCCCUUGUUUUGGUAGUGAAGAAUCCAUGUGAUCUGAGAUCACAAUUCUGUUUUUGGAUACGCCUAAAAAAACUUUUGACAUGUCCCACCACACGGAUUUUUGUUGAUUUUUAGUACAUGUACAUGUAUGUUACUAGAGAAGCGCACCCAAUAUUUAUUGUUGGAAUAAGUUUGAUCGAUGUUGAAUAGUUGAACAUAAAAAUUCCGCUAUCGGUAAAACCUUGUGGCUGCUCAUCGGCAAUUAGGUAACCCCAAAGAAAGUCAAUUUCACUGAUUAUUCGCAAGCGCCAAACGAAUGAAGUCUGAUUUAGAGAAACCAAUCAGGCUUGAACACCCAGGUCGACUCCACUCGUGUAAAACUCUUUGUUUGAACUAACAUUCUUGACACUUCAUACUAAUUAAGCAUUGUUUGUUUUUAAGUAGUAUUUAUAGUGUGCAACAAACGGUGUUUUUUUUUUGACUUGGUAUUACGGAGCUUAAGCAACGGCAUCGGCAACGGCAACGAGAACGCCAAAUGAGCAAAACAACAGUUCUGCACGUGCAUCACGCUUUUUUGUUCAUUCCUUUGCCGGCGUCCUUACACGACUAUGACGUGAAACUGAAGGACGUGAACACAAGACAGCGGUUUUCUUUUUCCUGUUUCUGAUCUUGGAUAAAGUCACUUAGGAUUACAACUGCAGAAAAAUUCGCCACAUUUGACAAAUUGAACGAGGUAGAAUUGUAGCGAUGAAGUUUGAAACGGUGCAAAUUCAAGCUCCUAGUGACGUUUUUGUUGCCGUCCCCGUCGUCGUUGCUUACUUUCCCUGACGUUAGUUGAACAUGUAAAUGUCGCCGUCUUGACCUUUUGACGCUGUUUUUCUAACUUUUGAAUGUGAGGAACAUUUUAGUGCAAUACUUUGUGUUAAAAUCAUAAGCCAUAAGUUUGAGGUUGACCUUCAAAAAUGUAUAGAUUGGCUGGACAAUAACGAUUCGAGGUAACCUUUUAAAGAUUACAUUUAGCAAUGUUUGUAUAUUUAACUUCAUUUUGAACUUUAUUUUUCACAGAUUCAAGUAAAACAAGACACAUGAUGAAAAGGAUUGACUUUGUCCAUCAAAGUUUAAAGAGAAGAGAACUUAUUCUUGAUGAAAAAGAAAAGAAGGUCAAUAGGAGACUUAAACUCCUUGGAAUUAAAACCUUUGACAGCAUAUAUGAUGACAAUGAUAGCCAAAUGCCCACAAUUUAUUUUAUUACUCCCACUUACAAGAGACUUACACAAAAGGCUGACUUGACAAGAUUAUCACAAACAUUGCUACAUGUUCCUAAACUUCAUUGGAUAUUAGCUGAAGACUCUGUGCAGAAAACAGAUCUUGUUACACGCUUUUUAGAAAACUGUGGAUUAUCAUAUACCCAUCUGGCUGUACGAACUCCUAAAGAACUUAUAACAAAAGAAGGUGACCCAAGAUGGCUGAAAGCUAGAGGAGUUGAGCAGAGAAAUUUGGGCCUCAAAUGGAUACGCGAUAAUUUUCAAAGUGGUUCAAGGGGUGUUGUUUAUUUUGGAGAUGAUGAUAACACAUAUGAUUUGAGAAUAUUUGAACAGGUAAGCAAUACUGUAAUUAAAACUAGAGGUUACAACUGGUAAGUAUAUAUAAUGCUGCUAACAGACAUGCCGUGGGCAAUAAAAGAUCAUCUGAGAAACAAUGAACUAAGAUGCACACUUUGCUAAUGGUUCAGUUAAUUUCUUUUGCAUAAAGGUCAUAAGGGAGUCCUACAAUCACGAGGUCUUUGUAAUUUGGGUCUGUAUUGGCCAGUUUACCGUCCUACGAAAGUUGUCUAGUCCCCAAGGCCUCAUUUUUUCGCGCGGCCAAAGCGUCACCGAAGUGAAUUGACCGAGAGGGCGUGGGAAAACGCCUUACAGGGACUAGGCAAACACGAAAGCUUAGCACAAUCCGAAUGACGGUAUAAGAAUGUUACGUUAUGAUGAUCUACCCCUGGACAUUAAUUGUUAAAAAUCAUCCUGACAAACAUAAAUUAAUCCAGAUUGUAACGCCAAAACGGGGACAAAUGAUACACUUUUUUCCAUCCUCAAUUUGAUAAAUUUCACAAUCUCUAUAAUUAAAUUAGAUCCCACGCUUUUGGACCUUCUAUCAGAUGACAUUUACGCGAAGCACACAGCAGUAGGCCUUUCCAGAUUCUGCUCGGCAACUUUUUAGCAACUUUUAGGAUUUUGAGCAACUUUUUUGUCAGAGAGCAACUUCUAGCAACUUUUCGGAAUACUCGGUUGAAAUACUUGAAUACUUGAAUCAAAAUGCUAAAUAACCCCCCCCCCCCUUUUUUUGGUUAAAAUUUUAAACAUCUUUCUAGUAAAACUCAUAUUUUUACCCUUUAAAUGGGUAUCAUGUGGACGUGGUAAUUAAUUACAAGAAUUGGGUUUGGGUAGCCUCAACCUCGUUCGCAGGGUUUUUCCCUUCUCGGGGGGGGGGGGGGGGGGGGGGGGGGGAGGGGGGGCCGAAAACGCACGAUAACAACAGUUAGCUAUUGAAGAUUGUUACACUUAAUGUCUAACUUUUUAAAGCCACUUAGAUUCAACUAAAGGUUGCCUAAUUUGUUGUAACUAGUUACUUAGUUGUACCUUCAUGUUGAUUACAAAGCAAUUGUUACUAAAAUUAGACAUGCCGUCUUAAAAAUUUCGAGCAACUUUACAAACUUUUUGGCAACUUUUUCAAUUUUGAGCAACUUUUGAGCAACUUUUUGGCAUAUUUCUUAGCAACUUUUUAGCUUUUUCGGAGCAGAAUCUGGAAAGGCCUACACAGCAGAAGCGUUGUGACCUGCCAAAGAUGUCUCCCGCACUAUUUAACCUUUAGUUAUUACUAGUAUUAGAAAAAAACAAAUAUAAAACAAGCACCACAACGACAACAACAAAAAAAGAAAAAAAAUCAGUAACUGAUUGUUUUCUCUAAAUUUAAGAUUCGUUAUACAAAGAAAGUUUCUGUUUGGCCAGUUGGUCUGGUGGGAGGAUUAAAAUGGGAAGGACCAAUCUGCAAAGAUGGCUCUGUUAUUAAGUUUUACACUCUCUGGGAACCUGAACGUCCUAUGCCGGUUGAUAUGGCAGGAUUUGCUAUCAAUGUUCAGCUCAUUAUUGAUAAUCCAAGUGCGGUGAUGGAUACCUUUGCAAGCAGAGGAUACCUAGAGUCCUCUAUUGUAAGCAAACUGGCAACAAGAGAAGAGUUCGAGCCUUUGGCAAAUAACUGUAAACAGGUAUUCCUUUUGUUGUUACAUAUUCUAUUUUACUUUAUUAUUUAAAUUAUUAGCCUUCGGGAACAAAGGUCGAAUGCUCUUUAAAUGGUCAUAUCGCGUAGCCUUAGAAAACAGCGGACAUAUCGCGACACCACCGCUGGUUUUACCUCUAAAUUACGUCUAACAAACGAGCGCAGAAAUUCUAUACUGAUAGCGUGUCACUACCAAGAUCUGGGUAGUCAUUUUAAUUGCUUGAAAUUUUGCUUCAACGAAUCAGAAGCAUUAUCCAGAUCUGGUGGGUAGUGACGUGUCAUUAGUAUGGAAUUUCGCGGAGAAAGCAGUGGUGGGGUUGUGAAAUAUCGGCUGUUUUCUCGGGCCACAUAUCUCGUAAACCGUUUUCAUUUAUUCAAAGUCGUUGGUUUUUCUUGUCCUUCAAAUGUCCCUAUUCAGUUAUGUAGCAAAACGCCUUUGCAGUAAGGCGACGGGACACCUUUUCGUUCAAGCUAACCUUAGCGUAGCCCGUUUUAAUCUUCCCUAGUUUUUCAACCAGAAAAUCAAAUUCCAUUUUCCACCCCAAAUUUUAUACCAGUUUCAGGUUUUCGCGACCUUUUUUUCGGUAAAUAGACUGGUUUUCGCAAAGGCAAACGCGAUUUCCCAACGAGACCCUUUGAUCUAUAAGGUGAAUGCGAUUCUCUUGCAUUCCUUUUUUUUACACCUAGAUUCUUGUGUGGCACACUCAAACUGCGGACCCCAAAAUGAAGCAAGAAGAUAAAUUAAACAAAAUAGGACGCGAAUCUCCGCCAAUGGAAGUAUAAAGUUGGUGUUCUCCUUAUGAUUUUUAUAGACCUUCCUACCUUUCGCCACGGCCAAUGCUAUACUCACGCAGACGUAAUCUACUGAUAUUAAUGUGCCAACCAGGAGCGCAUUGGUUUUUAUAGCAAAAAAUUCUUUUGUUUCACUCGUUACAUAUUUGAAUAACAAAAACAAUGUUUUAAACAGUGAUAUCUUCCAUGCUAUGAUCACCGCAUAACAUAAUAAAUAGGACAAGAAAAGAUUCUGAAC
This is a messenger RNA of Porites lobata, 22155 nucleotides long. The record is from the annotation of a GenBank genome assembly. NCBI's taxonomy places the organism in Eukaryota, Metazoa, Cnidaria, Anthozoa, Scleractinia, Poritidae.